CAAGUCAGUCCGAUUUGUUGGGGGUAGGAAGGAAUAGGAUGGAUGAUGGAUGGCAAAAGUAGUAAAUAAGGAAGAAACAGAAGGGGUGUUUGGUUGGAAAAAGGACGAAUGAGUGUGAGUUGGAGUAGUUGUUGUAGGAAUCUGGGGAAGACAAUAAAGGCUCUUCAUUUACAUUUGCAUCUGAGGCCUCGUGGGAGCAGUCUCUAUCGUCGUCAUAUCCAAAGCUCUUCUCCUUCUUCUUAUUCAAUGGCCGAUCUCAAGUCAACGUUUCUCAACGUUUAUUCCGUUCUCAAGUCCGACCUCCUUAAUGACCCUGCCUUCGAAUUCACCGAUGAAUCUCGUCUCUGGGUUGAACGGAUGCUGGACUACAAUGUACGUGGAGGGAAACUCAACCGUGGUCUCUCCGUUGUUGACAGCUUCAAACUUUUGAAGGAAGGCAAAGAUUUGACUGAGCAAGAGGUUUUCCUCUCGUCUGCUCUCGGUUGGUGCAUCGAAUGGCUCCAAGCUUAUUUCCUUGUGCUUGAUGACAUUAUGGAUAACUCUGUCACCCGCCGUGGUCAACCUUGCUGGUUCAGAGUCCCUAAGGUUGGUAUGGUUGCCAUCAACGAUGGGAUUCUACUUCGUAAUCACAUCCACAGGAUUCUCAAAAAGCACUUCCGGGACAAGCCUUACUAUGUUGACCUCGUUGAUUUGUUUAAUGAGGUUGAGUUGCAAACAGCUUGCGGCCAGAUGAUAGAUUUGAUCACCACCUUUGAAGGCGAAAAGGAUUUGUCCAAGUACUCAUUGUCAAUCCACCGGCGUAUUGUUCAGUACAAAACGGCUUAUUACUCAUUUUAUCUCCCUGUUGCUUGUGCAUUGCUUAUGGCGGGUGAAAAUUUGGAAAAGCAUGUUGAUGUGAAGAAUGUACUUGUUGACAUGGGAAUCUACUUCCAAGUGCAGGAUGAUUAUCUGGAUUGUUUUGCUGAUCCGGAGACGCUUGGCAAGAUAGGAACAGAUAUAGAAGAUUUCAAAUGCUCGUGGUUGGUGGUUAAGGCAUUGGAACGCUGCAGCGAAGAACAAACCAAGACAUUAUAUGAGAACUAUGGUAAACCCGAUCCAUCAAACGUUGCUAAAGUGAAGGAUCUCUACAAAGAGCUUGAUCUUGAGGGAGUGUUCAUGGAGUAUGAGAGCAAAAGCUACGAGAAGCUGACGGGAGUGAUUGAGGCUCACGAAAGUAAAGCAAUCCAAGCAGUGCUAAAAUCAUUCCUGGCAAAGAUCUACAAGAGGCAGAAGUAGUAGUCUCAGCCCUGAAUAAAUAAAAUUCCCUGUUGUCUUUUGUUGAUUCUUCGUUCAUUGGUGAUUUGUGUAAUUCGUCUGUUAAAUGCUCUGAUUCCAGAGAGGGUGGGGGGAAUAACUCUGAUUAUUGUGUUACAAUCAUAUUUGUUUUCAUGACUCUGAUCUUCUUUUCAUCAUUUAUAUCAAUUUGAGAUUCUUGUU
Messenger RNA from Camelina sativa (false flax), 1476 nucleotides. Its product is annotated as farnesyl pyrophosphate synthase 2. Gene Ontology annotation, cellular component: cytoplasm. Gene Ontology annotation, molecular function: dimethylallyltranstransferase activity; (2E,6E)-farnesyl diphosphate synthase activity. Lineage: Eukaryota; Viridiplantae; Streptophyta; Magnoliopsida; Brassicales; Brassicaceae. The record is from RefSeq and is a predicted model, not a curated record. Gene Ontology annotation, biological process: trans, trans-farnesyl diphosphate biosynthetic process.